AUGCCAGCGCUCGUCGACGAUGACACUGCACCCGGCCGCCUGCUGCUGCUCUCCAACCGACUGCCCAUCACCAUUAAGCGUUCCGACGAUGGCAGCUACUCCUUCUCCAUGUCCUCUGGCGGUCUCGUCACCGGUCUCAGCGGUCUGUCAAAAACCACCAGUUUUCAGUGGUACGGCUGGCCAGGGCUCGAGGUUCCCGAGAACGAAAUUGCCGGCAUGAAGCAGCGGCUGAAGGACGAAUACGAUGCCCACCCUGUCUUUAUUGACGACGAACUUGCCGACAAGCACUACAAUGGCUUCUCUAACUCCAUUCUCUGGCCGCUUUUCCACUACCACCCCGGUGAAAUCACAUUCGACGAGAGCGCAUGGGCCGCUUACCGCGAAGUCAAUCGUUUAUUUGCCAAGGCUGUUGUCCAAGACGUUCAGGACGGCGAUCUGAUAUGGGUUCACGACUACCAUCUGAUGUUGCUGCCCGAGAUGCUUCGCGAGGAGAUUGGCGACUCCAAGAAGAAUGUCAAGAUUGGCUUCUUCUUACACACACCUUUCCCUUCUUCCGAAAUCUACCGUAUCCUUCCUGUUCGUGAAGCCCUUCUGACGGGCGUCCUCGACUGCGAUCUCAUCGGCUUCCACACCUAUGACUAUGCUCGUCACUUCUUGAGCAGUUGCUCUCGCAUUCUUGGGACCCCUACGACCCCAAAUGGUGUUGAUUACAAUGGUAAAUUCGUCACCGUUGGCGCAUUCCCCAUAGGCAUCGACCCUGAGAAAUUUGUCGAGGGCCUCAAGAAGCCCAAGGUCCAGGAGCGCAUUGAAGCUCUCACGCGAAAGUUCAACGGAGUCAAACUCAUCGUCGGUGUUGACCGCCUCGACUACAUCAAGGGUGUCCCCCAGAAGCUCCACGCGUUGGAGGUCUUCUUGACAGAACACCCCGAGUGGAUCGGCAAGAUUGUGCUGGUUCAGGUCGCUGUGCCUUCAAGACAGGACGUCGAGGAGUACCAGAAUCUGCGCGCCGUGGUCAACGAGCUUGUCGGCCGCAUCAACGGCAAGUUUGGCACCAUCGAGUUCAUGCCCAUCCACUUCCUCCACCAGAGCGUCUCCUUUGACGAGCUCACAGCUCUGUACGCCGUUUCCGACGUCUGCCUCGUUUCCUCAACACGCGAUGGCAUGAACCUUGUCUCAUACGAGUAUAUCGCUACUCAGCGCGAGCGCCACGGUGUCAUGAUCCUAUCCGAGUUCACCGGCGCCGCUCAGUCCCUCAACGGAUCUCUCAUCGUUAACCCCUGGAACACCGAGGAGCUGGCAAACGCCAUUCACGACGCCGUGACAAUGUCCCCCGAGCAGCGCGAGACCAAUUACAAGAAGCUCGAGCGCUACGUCUUCAAGUACACGUCGUCGUGGUGGGGACAGUCCUUUGUCGCCGAGAUGAAUCGUCUCUCCCAGGAGGCGACGCAGUCCAAGACGUUGAAGAACAUUGGCGGCAAUGUGGUCGGUCAGGUCACUAAGGCGAUUCAGGGCGCCGUCGACAGCGUCACCGGUGGCAAGGACAGCGCAGAAGGUGCAAAGGAAACAAAGUCGGAGAAGCAAGAAGCAUAA
This is a messenger RNA of Colletotrichum orchidophilum, 1590 nucleotides long. RefSeq names its product glycosyltransferase family 20. Gene Ontology annotation, molecular function: alpha,alpha-trehalose-phosphate synthase (UDP-forming) activity. Gene Ontology annotation, cellular component: cytosol; alpha,alpha-trehalose-phosphate synthase complex (UDP-forming). Bases 1 to 1590 code for a protein of 529 amino acids. Lineage: Eukaryota; Fungi; Ascomycota; Sordariomycetes; Glomerellales; Glomerellaceae. The record is from RefSeq and is a predicted model, not a curated record. The transcript is spliced from 3 exons. Gene Ontology annotation, biological process: cellular response to heat; trehalose biosynthetic process.